Molecule: messenger RNA, 6051 nt
Organism: Rhineura floridana
Lineage: Eukaryota; Metazoa; Chordata; Lepidosauria; Squamata; Rhineuridae
Gene: SLC60A2
Product: major facilitator superfamily domain containing 4B
Exons: 4
Coding region: 556-2277 (573 amino acids)
Source: RefSeq, a predicted model, not a curated record
UGGUCGGUAAAAUGAGUACCCAGCAUAUGCUGGGGGGGGGUAAAGAAAGGCCAGGGACGGAACUGGCAAUCCCACCCCAUAUAUAUGGUCUGCCUAGUAAACUUUGCAAGACGUCACCCUAAGAGUCGGAAACGACUCGCACUACAAGUGCGGGGACACCUUUACCUUUUUAAUAUUCCUGUCUCUACAUCCUCUAUGUAUUCGUUCCACGGGCAGCACUUCGGCAAGUCCGGAUUUACAAAAAGACAAGCAGCAGCAGGCCAGUUUUUGAUCUGGGAAAAGCUUCUGUAAAGCGGGCUACUGGGUAUCAUUCUGAUGGGAGAUAGGAAGAACAUUCGCCUGAUCUUAGCCAUUGGGAGCAAUAGAUGCGAACAUACGAAAGCAAAUAAAUACAUAAAGGGCGGUUAUACAACGGUAUUAUUCCCGGGGCUUUCUGGGAGUUGUAGUUUUACUAGCAAGCCGCGCUCUUUAGCGGCCAAGAUGCCGAGAGCUUGUGUGUUACAAGGUCACAUGGAGCCUGCUCAGGACCUGUGGUAGCGGCUUUUUCGCGUAAAAAUGGCGGGGGCUGCCGAAAGAAAGAAGCAGGUUCGCUUCGCCCGACUGGAAGAGGAGGAAGGAGGAAGAAACGACGAGGAGAAAGAGCUGGUGGUGAUGGCGGCGCCGUCUAAACAGCCACUUCCGAACUCUGCGCGGCUUGUCUUUCAGCCAGUGGUAAUGGUGGCUGAUGGUAGCCGAGGCCGAAGAAGCCGGGCCGGUGGCGGCGCCGGCGUGGGACAGCGGGAGGCCGCUGCGGUGGCGGCUCCUCGGCGCGUUCUGAAAUGGUGCAUUUCGGCAGCUCUUUGCGCCGCUUUCCUGGGCCUGGGUAUGGCCAUUGCUGUCCUGGGGCCCACAUUUCAAGACCUGGCUGCAAAUGUGAACAGAAAUGUCAGUCAAAUUUCUUACAUCUUUGUGGGUCGUUCAUUGGGCUACUUUGGUGGUUCUCUGAUUGGUGGAAUACUUUUUGAUUGCAUGAAUGCCCAACUUCUCUUGGGAUUAUCUAUGCUGGGUACAGCUAUGGGUCUGUAUGUCAUCCCAUGGUGCAAGCAAGCACUCUUGUUAACAUCCAUGAUGUCUGUCAUUGGUUUUGCAAUGGGUGUCCUUGAUACAGGUGGCAAUGUUCUUACCUUGGACACAUGGGAAACAGAAGCUAGUCCACAUAUGCAGGCCUUACACUUCAGUUUUGCCCUGGGUGCUUUUGCAGCUCCCAUCCUGGCCAAGAUGGCAUUAGGUUCCUCUACUAUUGGUCUUCAGGUCCAGCUGGGUAGCAGUGGUGACAAUCAGUCUACUGUGAAUUAUCUUCCUGCUGAUACAUCAGUGCUAAAGCUGCAUUUAAACUUGAACUUUCUGUUGUCUUAUGUUCUUAUAGGUAGUUACCUUUUGCUUGUUGCAUUGUUUUUCCUUCUUUUAUAUUCAAAGAGCAGUCCCGUUCGAGACAAGACAAAGCUUUCCACACAGAAAUACCAGAUUGCUAAAUACCACUGUGCUCUCAUAAGUCUCCUCUCUGUGUUCUUUUUCUGGUAUGUAGGAGCAGAGGUCACCUAUGGCUCUUAUAUUUUUACUUAUGCAAAAGACUAUGUUGCCAUGAAGGAACAUGAAGCAGCAGGGCUGAACUCUCUCUUUUGGGGAACAUUUGCAGCUUGCAGGGGACUGGCAAUCUGUUUUGCUGCCUGCUGUUAUCCUGGAUCUAUGAUCCUUCUGAGUAUAAUCGGCACCACUACGUCAUCACUGUUCCUGGCACUGUUCUAUACACAUCCAAUCUCUCUGUGGCUUGGCUCUGCAGUGUAUGGAGCGUCAAUGGCUACUAUCUUCCCCAGUGGCAUUUCAUGGAUUGAGCAGUAUACAUCCAUCCAAGGGAAAUCUGCGGCCUUGUUUGUAAUGGGGGCAGCUCUGGGGGAAAUGUUUAUUCCUGCCGUGGUUGGCUUCCUUCAAGGACUCUUUCCCACUCUCCCUGUGCUCAUGUAUUCUGCAUUGGGAGCAGCAGUCAUGACAUCAGUGCUGUUCCCUGUGAUGUAUAAAUUAGCUACAUCACCCCGUGAUACUAAGCUGAAGGACACUGGUGAUGGUGAACUCCAGGAAGCUUUAUUGUCUAACUGUCAUCUAGAAGAGGAGGAUGAGGAGGAUUGCAGAGAGUGGAAUGAAGUAGACUUUGAAGUAAUUGAGAUGAAUGACACUCAGAGCAACUUUGUCACAGAAACAUCUAAGAAGAUCUUAGGAGCAUCUACAUCUGCCGAUUUCUAAUAAAAAUGACUAAGGUUUCUUGGUUUAAGAACUAGAGGCUUACCCCUGCUAAAAAGUGGUGGGAAGCUUGCUAAAUCCCAAUUAAAGUUGUUUUAUGUAAAACUGCGUGAGAGAAGGUCCUAAAGAGGAAUGAUGUCGUGGAACCCAUUUAUAUAAGCAUGAUGAUAGUAGGAAAAAAAGGAGAUAAAAUCCAGAAUUUCAGGCAGGACGUUUCCUAAAUUCCAUAUUCUAAUGCAGGGCUGGGGAAGCUUUUUCACUCCAUGGGCCACCCACUUGUCAAUCACAUAAUAUGUUGCAUGAAUGGCAGGUGGACAGAAAUGCUCUCCUGUCAAACUCUCUUGUGUUUUGAAGUCCCCAAGAUCAGGGACAUAAAGGGAAGGUGGGGAGACUUGCAAAAGUGUCUUCCAAUUUGGAGACUUAAAAGGAAAGCAUGGGGAGACUUUGAAGAGGCUUUAAGACAGCUGUUGUGCGCCUAUAUAGUAACUGGGAGUGCAGGAGCUGUCUUAAGCCUCUUUGAAAUAGCUCCUGUACGUGAGCUGCUUUCAAGGGCACUUUUGCACAGGGGUUUAAUCCUCACUUAGCUGGUGAGCCAGGGAUUAAGUCCUGCUGCCUUGACUGUGCAAUCUUGUUCCCUACUAGGAACAGGAUCACUCAGCUAAUGCAGGAUUAAACCCUGUCCUCCCACCCAUCAACUGACACCACUAGUGACAUCAGCUGGUGGGUGGUGUGGUUUGGAGAAAAUGGCCUCGGGGGCCAAAUGGGUCACCCAGAAGGUUCAUGCUUGGUGCAGAGGCUUGCCAUCCCUAUUCUAAUAGUUCGCUAGAGAGAUGGGGAGCUUAAAUGUAGGAGGCUUACCAUAAUAAAACGUCUUUGAUUCACAUUGAUUUGUGUGUUAAAAUCAUUGUAAAUCAUCCUUGACUGAAAGAGAUUACAUUUGACUUAAACCAUAGUGUGGUAGUUAAUAAGCAAUUUGUGCAUUGGGAAUUAAAGUAACUUUUGAAAGCAGCAAGGCUAGUUCUUAUCUCUCUUUGUUAUCACUUGUGGUCCUAAGAUCUUAACGCCAGCAUUUACUUUAAUAACCUAGAUAUAUAUUAAAAAUCUGAAAAAUGUUCUUUUGCAGCUUUUGCAAACUGCACCUGUAUUAUCCCUGAAAAGCAAAAGUAUCACCAUACUAUGAAAAUGUUUACAUCUUACCAUAUUAUUUACAUACAACAUGGUUGAUUGUAAUCAAUGGCGAUAGAGCUGCUUCAAGUGUGACUUGUGAAGUUUUAUUGUUUUCAGUAAGGGCCGGUGCCAAAGAGUGGCCAGGUUGGGCCCUGCGGCCCAAAUGGCCUCCUGAAGGGUCCCUUGUUAGGGUGGGAGAGUAGCUCUCCCUUCUGCAAUCUGCAGCAGGGUCCCUGUGGCGGAUCGCAGGGUGGGAGCUUCCAGGCCACUUGCCCGUUCUCUCACCUGUCUUCUGCUGCUGCGUGUGCUGUGCUUGCAGGGCUGCCAUCAAUCAAGAUAGCAGCGGAGUCUUCUUUAAGGGGCUCAUGCCCCUACCGCCAUCUUGGUUGAUGGCAGGCAUGUGCGUGCAUGUCGAGUACCACGCAUGUGUGUCAUCAACCAAGAUAGCAGGGGCAUUAGCCCCUUAGAGAAGCCUCUGCCGCCAUCUUGGUUGAUGGUAACCCUGCAUGUGCAGCAGCAGCAGAUAGGAGAGAAGUAGGUAGAACAGGCAGGAGCCAUGCGCCCGGGGCAGGCUGGUGCCCAAGGGCCCAGUCAUGGCAGCCGCCAGCCCUGUUUUCAGUGCUUCAUUGGUACUUUCCCUGAUAGCAAAUGAAAACCCAAGUAUAUCGAUUCCCCUUUAAGUAUGGUAAACCCUAGCCAUCCUAUUUCUACUAACAGAAGGUAAGGUCAUAUAAUUUUAUUGAAAAGCACAUUAUGACAACAAUUUGCUAGGUUGCAGUAGAAGGGAAAUGUCAUUUAUAUUGCUGUGGGACAACCAACGGCAUUUUAAUGGCAUUUCAUCCACAACCUUAUUCCCAGUAAUGCUACUCGGUAGAGGUGUUCUUACUAGAACAUGCAGAAUGCGAUUUAAAAAAAAUAACUGCAAGCAGCACUAGGAGAUAAGCACAAAUACAUGAUAGUACUCAAAAGUAUGUGAAAGUUAUGAUGGUAUUCCACCUUUGAUAGUAAAUGCUGUAAUCUAAGGCUUUUCACAAACUUAAUUUGCACAUUUUGGAAAACAGGGUUUUCUAAAGGAACACACUUUGUAUAUAGAUGAGUACAUAAUGCCACAGUCAUGAUUCAUGAAGAAAUAUGCAGUUUAAAGAUUUGCUUGGCAGUAUUUUGUGAAAUGAAAACAUUUGCUGCAGCAGAGUUUUGGACUGGUGCAGAUAUCAUGGCUGAGGAAACAAGUGAGGUUUAGGAGUGCUCUUCAACGAGGGUUGGCAAAGGUGAUUUGUAAUAUCAAAUUGUAGUAGGGAAGAGAAGGAGAAUUUUAUACGGGAAGGUAAGGGCAUGGAAGGGAGUGUACGAUCCCAUCUUUUUGAUUGCAAAGCCAUAGACACUAUAAUCUACUGUAGCAUGAAAUAUGUAUAGAAGGGUGAAUCCAUGCCUCACGGGCAAGUUCAUCAUACUAGAGUGUUCCUCUCUUCUCCCCUUCAAGUAUAGGAUUGCAUGUUAUUGUAUAGACUGUCUCUUUGUAGAUCUGUUUUGCUAUAAUUUCUGUAAUUGAAGGGGCAUUAUUUGUGACUUCAUAGUUGGCAAGAUUCUCUGGUACUUGGUUUGGAAUUGUAGGUGGAAUUUUGGAAUGCUGAAGCUGGAAAACUAGCAUUGUUUAUGGCUAUAGAUAAAUCAUUUUCAUUUUACAAUGACUUAAGAAGCUACCUCAAAGGAAUGGUUUUAAUAUUAAAAGAUGACAAAAUUACGGUUUUUGAAAAGCAAAGCAUUAAUAAGCAGCAAGUUGUCAGACUGAUAAUGUAUACUACUAAUUCACAAUUAAAAAUCUGACAAAUAUAAAAGCUAGAGUUAAUUGUCUCCUUCAACUGCUUGAAGGAUGUAUGUCCAGUUUAUAGAUGCAUAUAAGAACUAGUAUCCAAAGUGCUACUUUAGGCAUGCAGAAAGGCUUGAAUAUGCCCAGUGGAAUAUUUUUCUCCUUAUGAAUGGCAUUCCUCAGUGCCAUGUUAUAAAUUCUGUUUCAGAAGAGGUUUACCAUGCAAUGAGGAGGUGCUGUCGCAGAAUUGCAAUGCCAAAAUUUCUUUGGGUUCAGGUCAAAUUUGGCAUGUUGAUUGGUAGCAUUUUAAUUGAGAGGAUCAGCUGCUGACGGUUAGGGGUAAAAUCAAACCAAGAGCAUUGCAAAAGUUUCUGUUGCUGCCGACUAGUUAACAAUUCUAUGCUGAGGGUUGUGGGUGUUGGGUAUUGUAUGGUUAUUUUAAGGAUUCUCAUUCUUGGGUUUCUAAGUGUAAAUACUGCAACUGUAAAUUCAGUAUUUACUUGAGGAAUCACAUCCCUUUCCCUAAUACAGAUGUAUUCCUGAUAUUUGUGAUUUUGUUUUGUAUGAAACUAGCAUUAUGGAAUAGCUCAGUCCUGCACUUUAAUUUGCACCUUUUGAUAACUUGUUAUAACUCUCAUCAAUGUGAUAUUUGCCUUAAAUGUUGUGUAGCUCCUUUUUCUCGAGUGUGUGUUUAUUGGCAAGGUAAUUUUGUAAUGUAAAUGCAGCUAAGGGGUUGGUUCGUUGUUUACACAGAGGUAUUGGGAAAUGUAUUUCUUCAAUUAAAAAAUAUUUCUUCAAAGAGA